This is a messenger RNA of Symphalangus syndactylus (siamang), 939 nucleotides long. Its product is annotated as putative STAG3-like protein 4. Gene Ontology annotation, molecular function: chromatin binding. NCBI's taxonomy places the organism in Eukaryota, Metazoa, Chordata, Mammalia, Primates, Hylobatidae. The record is from RefSeq and is a predicted model, not a curated record. Gene Ontology annotation, biological process: sister chromatid cohesion; establishment of meiotic sister chromatid cohesion. Gene Ontology annotation, cellular component: meiotic cohesin complex; nucleus; chromatin.
AUGGCUUGGAGGCUGUUUCAGAAGGUCCCACUGAGCCAAGGACUCAAGGCCUGGCCACAGUCCUGCCAAGACUCGGGGGACUAUCCUCUGACAGCUCCAGGUCCAUCCUGGAAGAAGUUCCAGGGCAGCUUCUGUGAGUCUGUGAGGACAUUGGUCUGUUGGUUCCAGUACAGCUUCCUCCAUGAUGGCUUCCCUAUGGACAACCUCAUCUGCCUGCUCACUGGCCUCUCAGACUCACAAGUCCGCGCCUUCCGUCACACUAGCACCCUGGCUGCUAUGAAACUGACGACCUCCCUGGUAAGAGUUGCCCUCCAACUGAGUCUGCACCAAGAUAACAAUGAGCGUCAGUAUGAGGCUGAAAGAAACAAGGGGCCAGGGCAGAGGGCACCUGAGCGGCUGGAGAGCCUGUUGGAGAAAUGCAAAGAGGUGAGGAGUGUUCCCUGCUUCUUCCUUCCCUUUUUCCCAGCUUGCACCCACUUCUGCCACAGACCCCCUUAUCAGGCCCUGGGCAGUCUUUCAAGAUCAUGAAUAAUGGAGUCUGGCAGUAGUUUCAUAGACCCAUCCUGUAAGGGGUCGUUGCGUGCUCAUCUUGUUUCUGGGUUGUGGCUCAAUAAAUAAUGUGUAAUUUAGAGUUCUCUCUAAUUCCACUUUUACUCAGUUUUUCUUUGUCAGCACUCAUUGUCAGGAGUGUUUAAGUGCUGUACCUGGAUCCACUCACCUCAGCCUCUCAUGUAGCUGGGACUACAGGUGUGCACCACCAUACCUGGCUAUUUAUUAUUAUUAUUUUUUGUAGCGAUGGGAUCUCCCUAUGUUGCCCAGACUGGUCUUGAACUCCUGGACUCAAGUGAUCUGCUCACCUGAGCCUCCCACAGUGCUGAGAUUAUAGGUGUGAGCCACUGUGCCCAGCCGAUUUCCAUUCUUUAUAAAUUACCAGGUCUC